AUGUUGUUAUUGUUGUUGUUCCUGUCCGUCUCUCUCUUCCCCCUCCCCGGGACCAUGACGGGCGCUUCCUCCCGGCGGCCCUGAGAGGGAAAAGCUUCGGUGGCCGCUUCGCUCGGAGCUUCGGAGGAGGCGGCGGCGGCGGUCCAAGAAGCGGCGGCUGCUGCUCUUGGCUCUCUCUCUCUCUCUCCUUCUCUCAUCCUCGGCCUCUUCUGCUUCUUCUUCCUCUUCCUCGCGGCCCGGCCUGGCCCGGCCAUGGCGGACUUCGACGAGAUCUACGAAGAAGAGGAGGACGAGGAGCGGGCCUUGGAGGAGCAGCUGCUCAAGCACUCGCCGGACCCGGUGGUGGUGCGCGGCUCCGGCCAUGUCACUGUGUUUGGACUGAGCAACAAAUUUGAAGCAGAAUUUCCUUCGUCCUUAACAGGAAAAGUUGCACCUGAGGAGUUUAAAGCCAGCAUCAGCAGAGUGAACAGCUGUCUUAAGAAGAACCUUCCGGUCAAUGUCCGAUGGCUGCUUUGUGGCUGCCUUUGUUGCUGCUGUACUUUAGGUUGUAGUAUGUGGCCAGUGAUUUGCCUCAGUAAAAGAACACGAAGAUCGAUUGAGAAGUUAUUAGAAUGGGAAAACAAUAGGUUAUACCACAAGCUGUGCUUGCAUUGGAGGCUAAGCAAAAGGAAAUGUGAAUCGAAUAACAUGAUGGAAUAUGUCAUUCUUAUAGAAUUUUUACCAAAGACACCAAUUUUCCGACCAGAUUAGCAUUUGCUUUACUUUAGAGACUUACCCAAGUAUAUUGUCUUUUUUUCCAAUGGUGCCUUGCUUGGUGCUCUCCUGGUGAUGAUAUAGCAUUGGUUCUACAUAAUAUUGUGGUUUCUUCAUUCUUUUCUUUUGUAACGGCAUGUUCAAAGUGCAUUUUGUCAAAUUUUGCGGAAGUCAUUUCACGCAGACGUCAGUGUAAUUUAUUUCCUGUCCCUUUUCCGUUGUUGAUGUAUCCUGAUUUUUCCAGAGACUUUAUAUAUACAUAUAUCUAUGUAUGUGUGUGUUUCUGUGUGUGUAUAUAUACAUAUAUAGCUAUAAACAUAAAACCAAAAAUAGCUAUAAGUGAGAAGUUAUUUUUAACCCCAUAUAAAUUGUGAAAAUUGGCAAUCACUUUAAUCUAUGCACUUGCAUCUUCUCUGAAUCUCUGCAUAUUUUGCCAGCGACAUACUUGUAUAUAUCAGAGUUUUUCCUUCUCCUUUCUGGAACGUAAAUCAGCCACCUGUGAGGCGACAAGCAGCAUUUCUUGACACCCAAACAUUGGUUCACCUUUGCGCAUUUCUCUAUUCCAUGAAGAAGUACCAUCUGCUCUGAAGAUGUUCUUCUCAAGAAACUUGAAAUUGGAUUGCUAGUAUUCCACUAGAAGAAUUUGUGAUAGAUUUGCAUGUGUUCAGUGGUUAAUACUGCUCAGGAUCAUAAAAAUAAUUAGUAUUUCAUGGGGGACUGGUACACACGAAAGACUGGUCAAUCCUGAUGUGAAUAAGAGAACUGGGAUUGAGGGGGAAGUGGAAUUUGUGAUCUCCAAACCUGCUCCCAAUCUCUUAAUCCUUAAUCCUGGUUCAGAAUAGACCAGUUUUUUGUAUGUGUGCACCUACUCUGUGUGUGUGUGUGUGUGUGUGAGAGAGAGAGAGAGAGAGAGAGAGAGAGAGAGGGAGAGAGAGAGAAAUUAUGUAUGUACAUACUGUGUGGCUAAUGCCAUGUAACAGCUUUACUGUUUUUAUUGUUUACUAGAUCUAAUAGUACACAUGGAUGCAAGCUUGUCAGAAAAAUAUUUGUUAAAUACUUCAGUAGUUUGAGUUUUUAAAUGUUGCAGUGUUUGGCUCCAGGUCAGAGAAAGGCAGUCUCAAUUCCUAUUGAAAUUGAUGGGUUACGUUAGUUGUGACUAACUUUUAAAAUCCCAUUAAUUUCAGCGGGAUUUGAGCACAGUUAAGUUCCUAUAAUUAUUUCAGGUGGAGUCUUUGUAUGUAAAACAUUUACAACAUUGUACCAGAAGCUACAGAUGUGUUGAUGAUUUUUACAUCUGUUUAUCAGAUGUGCAAAUCAAAAAUUAGUGAUUUGGCUGAAUAGCUUACUGAAUGUACUGGAUAAAUACUUACUGCAUCCCAGCUUUUUUUCUCUUUUCUAUGUUUACAUGGUUAGCUUUCUGUUUAUUGUUUGCACAAGAAAGCAUUAAAAGAAAUGGACAUGUGAUAGUAUGCUUUGGUCAGGGCAGUUUUUAGUUUUUUGGCUGUGCAUAUCUUCAUAUACUGUGUUAAAGCCUACUUAAUACAACUAUUUCUGAAAAGCUUGGGGUUGUUGUUUUUUUAGCUUAACGUACAUGAACUAUAACAUAUGUUAAGGGCCCAUUCUUCAUGUAGCAGAGCAAUAAUGUGAAUAGCCAACAAAUGCAUUCUGCUUACUAUUUGUACUAUGAAAAGUUUACCCCACUGCAAGGAUUCCAUUUUCCUUCAUUUAAAUACAGUUUCACUUUAUUGUCAUUAUACAGAUAUGUUUAUUGUGUAUUUUUCAAUGCUUGCUGUUCAUAGCAGAUCUUCAUUAGGAGAUGCAUCUUUUGUAAAGGAAAGAAUUUCCAGGAAAGUAUUUCAAAUCACCUUUUGUCUGGGUUCUAUUUUUGCAUAUCACAAUAUACAGUUCUUCCAAAAUGUUCUUUUAAUCUGGUAAUAAUUGGGCAUGAUCUGGCCAAAGUUAGGCAUUUCUAUAUCACAUUGAUUUCAGCGGGACUCUUUCCCACUGAAAACCAUGCAGUUGGCUUUGGCUGGCUCAUGUGCACUGCUCUUUGCAGACAGUAUCUGUCUGUAUGCUUUUUAAAAUAUAAGGGCUUUAAAAAUGUGUAGUCUUAAACAAGUAUCCAAAAACGAUCGUUUGCUGUCCAUGAUCUGCUUUUCCUUGAAGAAAGAAUUAUAAAGCAUUUCCCCUUAUCUAUGAGCAUUCUAUUGUAUGUGUUAAAACAUUUGCAUGCUUUGGAAACACCUUCAUAAUACAGACUUGGGCCAUAAUCUAACACAGUUUGGUUUAUCUGAGGAGGCUUAAUUGUGGCUAGAUCUGUGCUGGAUUGUGGCCUUGAUUAAGACGGAAAAUCCAUUGGUAUUGUUCAACUGACCAGAGCCUUUGUAAAAACUGGCUCCUUUCCAGAAUUCUGGGGCCUUAGGCUUCUCCAUUCACUUUCAUAAAGGUAGGAAUUCUUCUCCAUCUCUUUGCAUGUGCUGAGUUUCCAUGUCUAUCGAAGCAAAUGGAGAAUCCCUUGCAUGUGCAAGAACUCUAUCUGCAUGUUGGAGUUCCUCUGUGUAUGUAAGUUGCUGGUGUGCAGAGACUAGAUUUUAGAGUCACCGGUGCAUUAUUCAGUAGAACUCCUUGUCCUAUUUGUUACUUCAUCCAGCAGACUUUUCGUCAAACUAAUCUUCCGAAGGGCAGUUGUAUACUGCCUGCUUGCAAUAGGAUUUGUAUUUUCUGUUUUCUGUAAAGGGUACGUCUUGCAUGUAAAGUUAGUUUGGACUAGGUAGACCCCAAGGAGGGAGAGAACCACUUCAAUAUCUCACCAACCUUCAUGUCUAAGUGGGUUGAGACCAUCUGUUGGGUGACUUAGCAUGCGAAUGACUCACACGGGUGGUCUCCUUGUGCGAACAGCAGAACCUGAAAUGAGGGGUCUUGCAUGUCAUCACGGAGGAGAGGAAUUGUGAACGUAAAUCACAUGCAACUUUCCUGGUCACAGAUCUCAUGGAAGACAUCUCAUGUUAUGCAACUCAGGCAAUCCGACCCUGUGGAGAAGCGUUACUUGCAUGAGUCAGCAGGAGGAGAUGGUUUCAAUCCACAUUUGACCACCCUCUUGGCUUCUUCUGUAACUGCUGCUUUGGCAGUCUGUUUGAAUGAUACGGAUUGCUGCUUGUUAUUUCUUGUUUUGUAUACAUUUCACUUACCAUCUUGUUGUUUUUAUCUGCUUGGCUUUUUGAAGCGUGGGUGGGGAGGGGAAGUUGGACCCUCCAGCAUUUACAAGCACAAAAAUGAGUAGUAGCUGAAUUCUUCCAGUAUGCAUAUUUUGAAAUGUAGCUGCUAAUGGGGGUUACUAUAUGGCUGACUUUUUAAAAAAUCAACCAUUUUUCAUCCCAUGUAGUGGUAGCAAUAUAUUUGAAAACACGAUAGUGAAAAAUGCUACAAAGACGCAAACACGGAGGCAAAUAAAAAAUCCCAAUUAUUUCCCCUCAAUUCCAUAUAAAGAUAUUUCAGAGGCAUGUUCAGAUUUAUUUAAGUGAGAGUGUUGUGGGAUGCCAUCUAAAGGCGGCUGAUACUUUUUGUUCAUUUUAAUGGAGCAGCUGGGUACAUGCCCAUAAGUAUUCAAACAUGGGCAUUUCCCCCCAGCUUUGUAACAGUUUUUAUGUGGUGCAUGAUGUCACAGUACAAGUUGCCCCGUCUUCAUCUGAAGUUUGUUUGGUUCAGAACUGUGGAUGAUGCAGGAAACUGAAAACAGCCCAUCAGGUGCCUCACAGACUUCCUGCUUUUACAGGCAGGUAGCAAAAAUUGAUAUAUCAAAUCCCUGAUAGGUUACCAUAUGACUUAUUCCCCUGCCCUCCAGUAAAGCAAGCAUUUUCGUAGUACAGGCUUUAAGAACAUGUGCCCUAUUAUUCAUUUCAUAGUUACCAGGAGAGCUUAAGGCUACACACUUAACUAGAGAGCAAGUCCCAUUCAACUCAAGAAGACAUGCUUCUCUGAGUAACUGGCGUAGAAUUGCACUGUAAACCUUUUGACAGCAAAAAACAAAAUGAAAGAACCCUCUUGUAAGGAUUAAGUAAGAAUUAACAGCUCUCUGCCAGUUCAAAUAACCUUUUUCCUUCUGUAUAUGUAGCACUGAAAGAUGAAAGUUGCAUCAAGAUGUAUUACUUCUCCUUAGGUAAGCAGGAGUUUGAAUUCCUCCCUAUAUUUUGGUUCUUCAGCACAUUCAGCAGUUACCUAUUAUUCUGUCCAAAGGCUAUGCAUCAGAAAUUUGGUCAAUGUAUUCUGUAUCAACACUUGCAGUUAAAAAAUUGAUUUGAGUGCAGUAUAAGCACACGGGCAACUAUAAAUUGCAUACUACAUUUCAAUUGCUCUUUGUUUUGUGCCAAUUAUUCCUGUCAGAUGAAUGGCCCAAUUGAAAUAUUCAGUGAAAAUGUGCUACUUUGGUUAGAGAAUGUAACUUACCUUCAGUAGAGGGAAUAACAAAGUGUUUCCUUAAUGUUUCUGUGCACGGUAUUUUUCACAGUUUGGGUUUCAUGUCAGCCAGCUGUAAUUGCUAGCAUUAAAUUUAGAAAUAAACAUGCUCCAACUGUACCAUUUUCCUGAAAAUUAAAAUCUCAGUCUAGCAGCCUAUAUAAAACUUCUUAACACAAAACAAAACAAACGUAUUGUACAGUAUCAUCUUUAGAAAGUUGAAUAUGGGUUUGUAUUUAAAUAAGCUGCCUGUUUUGAUUGAAUUGUAGUUUUUUUUGUUGAAAAUUUAAUUCCUGUUUCGUUAACAUAGUUAAACAUCAUGCACUAUGUAUGUUUCAGUGAAAUACAUGUUUUUCAGUGUGUUACUUCCGGCUUGACACUUAAGGUUUUUGGAAUACUAACACAGGGCAAUUUAGAGUAGGUUAUACCAAUAGGACAAUGCGACAAAGCAUGUCAUUUUGGUAGUUUGGCAGAGAUAUUGCAGUGGUAUUGUGAGCAGCUAAUAUUUAGCAUAGAGUGACAGUUUGAUAUAGGGCCAAUUAUUUCUAGUCCUUUCCUUCAGUCCUAAAGGCUGUGAAUCUAGAUGUUACAUAGGUCUAGAUGUUACAUUUGUCAUACAGACCAGCAUUCCCAUAGCGAAUAUUUUAUUUCCUAGCUAUUUCGCUCAGUGCAACUUACUGUACAAAUUGAAGCCAUCAUGCAGUGAGCUCUCCUGACAGCCCUCACUGGUGUGAACUAAAUCAGGAAAAUUUGCUUCACGAAUUCCCGGCUCCUGCAGCGGAUUUCAAUAUACGGAUAAGAACAUUCCAAGGAGACUGUUCCCAUUCGCGGACUCAAGUCACCUUGCAUAGCGAGCCCUCAGAUAACCUGCAUCCAGAAAGGAGAUGAACCUUCCUGUGUCAGCAUGGAAAGCUUUUCCAUUAUGCAUACCCAGUUUUGCCUUCCCAAUCUGCUUCUUUCCCAUUCUGCACACACAAGGAGAUCUCUCAACUCAUUCCUCCACUGACACCAGUUUCCGGUGGCAUUCGCCUCACUAAAGUUGGAAGAGCUGAAACAACCAAGAGUCUUGUAAUGAGCUGCUAAUGAAAGGCAAAAGUUAGUUACAAGGCUGCUAGGAGCUUGUAUAGUCAUGUAUACCAUCCAAAGGUGAGAAGCUACAAACAUUGAUAGCAAGAAUUAAUUAGAAUGUUUGAUAUUUUCCCAGUAUACCCUACUGCAAAAUGGGCCUGUAAUGUUAGAUAUCCUUCUCAACAGACUAAUAUUGGAAGUAAGCUAAAGAGAGAAUGCCAACAGCCCAGUCACAUUGUUUGUUCAGAAGUAAACCCCAUGGAAUUGUAGACUGCAAUCCAGUGUACACUUACUUCUGAGUAAACAAGCAAAGGUUUAGCUGUUAAUUACUCAUGCAUUCCUACAUUUCUCUAGAUAGCACCUGUUGGCUGUAAUACAGAAUAUAUGAAUAUAUAUAUAGUAUUGCAAAGAGCACCUGGUUUCUUUGCGGUAAUGAUCCAAAUGACUCUGUGACUAUUUCCAUGCAUCCAAAAUGUUUCCCAAACAGCAGCUUCCCUCCCUGCUGUAACCCAUAGAUGGCAAACCAUUUUUGAAACAGAGGAUGUUUCGAAACCUACUUGUCAUAUAGCAUGGUAGUCUGCUGUUCAAAGCGAACUUCUUUAAAAAGAAAAUAUCUGCAACGAGCAUGCCAAAGCCCUUGGGCGUGCUUUAAGUGGUUUUUCUGGAUCCUGGCCAUGGUUUUUAGCCUUUUCAUACCCAGCCAAUGGGAGCCCUGUGCACUUUCGGCCUUCUGGAUUGUUGUCAUUGUGUGUAGCUCAGUUGAUUCUUCUACAUGACUGACACAUAGGAUGCAUUUGACUGUAUCUUUGGAAAUCCUGUUAAUCUCAUGUAGUAUAUCAGAAAAUAGAUAUGAAAUGACAUUGUCUUAAUCAUAGAUAAUCUUUCAUUUUGCCAGUAUAUGAAAACAUAGUUAAAAGACCAAGCUAGAGAUCAUUUAAUAAAAGUAUCAUUUUUUUUCAUAAAAAGUGCAUCAGAUCCAAAAUCUGCAGUUAGAUGCUAUAAUUUGGGUAUGAAGUGCAUAGGUAGACGGGAAAGAUGGAUGGAUUUAAAAAUAUAUAUGUGCAUAUUUAACCACAUUUGUUACAGUUGCUUUAAGUUAAUCCAUUUAGCCAAAUUCCACAUUUUUUUUUCUAAAUAUCAACCAUUUUUUUCCUGACCUGACCCAAAUUUAGAAUGUAUUCCACUUGGAAGUCUCGCUAGAGAAUUUCCUAAAUUGUAUGUUACAAACUAAUAAAAUUGUGAAGCUAUCUUA
Podarcis muralis (Common wall lizard) is the source of this 7525-nucleotide messenger RNA. It is a transcript of the gene CHIC2, whose product is annotated as cysteine rich hydrophobic domain 2. Lineage: Eukaryota; Metazoa; Chordata; Lepidosauria; Squamata; Lacertidae. Gene Ontology annotation, cellular component: Golgi-associated vesicle; plasma membrane. The record is from RefSeq and is a predicted model, not a curated record.